ACAGUUAUUUUUGUGUUAUUUUGUGUUUUUAUCUCAUCAUUCAAAGUCCACACCAAAAAGAGGCUAAAACAACCCCGUCAACUAAUCAGUGCCACUUGUCCUCGAGUUCGACCAGACACCCCUGAGUUCUUCAACGAUGUAAUGAAUCACGAGGGUGACCCUUUCCGCCUCGCCUCCUUGUACUCAGUCUCACCGGGGCCUCGGACUACCACCACUGCGCAGGAGUUCUUCAGUAACAGAAAAGCCAAUGGAAAACAACAAUUUCUUUCUCAAAUACAACAGGACGUUGGUGACGCCUGCAUCAGAGUCACUCCAUGUAACAAGAAUGCAAAGUUCCGCACUAUAGAUGGGUCGUGUAACAACCUGGCCUUCCCUCAGUGGGGAUUGUCUGGUGCCACUCUUGUCAGGAUAUUCCCUGCAUUUUAUAGUGAUGGGAAGCAUAGUUUACGCACUAGUGGGAGUGUGUCUUUGCCUAGUACUCGCUCUUUGUUGUCAAAUGUGUUGUCCUCAUCGUCAGUGCCAGACCCAAUAGCCACCUACGCAGUCAUGACUUGGGGUCAAUUAGUCUCUCAUGACACAGCCAGGGUCCUAGAUCAACAACCAGAUUUCAAUGUUGCCCAAUGCCUAUGCUGCAGCAGUGAUCAUAAGCCUUUGCCUUCAGUCAUCAUGCCUGAGAACUGCAUCCCAAUAUCUGUCACUGCCAAUGACCGCUUCUACUCCAGAUUCAAAGUGUCCUGCCUCAACUUCAUGAGGUCCAUGAUAACUGAUGAUAAGAACUGCAUAAUUACCCCAUCCCAGUUCAUUUCAGAUGUGACCCACUACGUGGAUGCUUCCUUCUUGUAUGGUUCUACUGACAGGGUGGCCAGUAGGCUGCGUACAUUCAGUGGAGGCUUGCUUCGUUCCCAGAUAGUCAAUGGGGCAGAGUAUUUGCCUGAGUUGGCACAGCGGGGCCGUAACUGCCCCCACAGCUCAGUGUGUUAUGAUACAGGUGAUGAUAGGGUUAACCAGAACCCACAGUUGGCUGUGGUACAAGUGAUGUUUUGUCGGCUACACAACCACAUCGCGAGACAGCUUCAGUCGCUCAAUCCUCAUUGGUCCGACGAGACUCUAUACCAGGAGGCUCGCAAGAUAGUGUCUGCCAUAACACAGAGAAUCACUUACACUGAGUACCUUCCGAUGAUCAUAAGCCCCACUGAGAUGAAGAGCCAGAAACUAUCAGGCCCUGGCUUAGUGCUGGACCAGUAUGACAAGUUUCUCAAUCCCGGAACUCUAGUAAGUUUCACCUCGGCUGCCUUCCGCGCCUUCCACACCAUGAUACCUCCAGACGUACAAUUAUUUGAUGAGCGACGGAAGCGCAUUAAAACGUUUCGUCUAAGUGAUGUGUUUUUCAAGCCAGAUUUAAUUCAGGAGGAUAAUGCAUUUGAAAAUUUCGUUAGGGGCCUUAUGUUUCAACCAGCUCAAAAGAUGAAUCAAGGAUUUACUAAAGAGGUCACGGAGCUGCUGUUUAAGACUAAGGAAGGGGUGGGAGUGGACUUAGUAGCAUCUGAUGUUAUGAGAGGUCGAGAUCACGGACUUCCCCCUUACAACAUGGCUAGACUCGCCUGCGGUCUUUCUACAUUCACUAGCUUCCGAGAUCUACGGCAACAUAUGUCUUCAAAGGCAGCCAAGUUUCUCAGACGUAUAUACAUAACAGUAGAUGAUAUAGACCUGUAUGUGGGAGCUAUACUGGAGAAUGUGGUGCCUGGAGCUAUUGUCGGUCCCUUACUACAAUGCAUCAUCAGUGAACAGUUCCGGCGGUGGAAGGACGGCGAUCGCUUCUUCUACACCUUCCAAAAUAAUCCAGGUGCCUUCACAUCUGCUCAACUGGUUGAGGUUGAAAAGAUGAGUCUGUCAAAGGUGGCGUGUCUUGUAACGGAUGUUCUGUCAAUGCAACCAGAAGCCUUCAAGCAACCAAAUUCUAGAUCAAACAAGAUUACUUUGUGUGGGGAUCUAGAGCAGAUGGAUUUUAGUCCAUGGAUUGACUCAAAUAGAUAAUAUAUUAAAUAUGUUACAUAAUAUUUUUUUAAUCU
Messenger RNA from Macrosteles quadrilineatus (aster leafhopper), 2069 nucleotides. Its product is annotated as chorion peroxidase-like. Gene Ontology annotation, molecular function: heme binding; peroxidase activity. The record is from RefSeq and is a predicted model, not a curated record. The transcript is spliced from 13 exons. The coding region runs from base 142 to 2034 and encodes 630 amino acids. Gene Ontology annotation, biological process: response to oxidative stress. Lineage: Eukaryota; Metazoa; Arthropoda; Insecta; Hemiptera; Cicadellidae.